Molecule: messenger RNA, 2616 nt
Organism: Asparagus officinalis (garden asparagus)
Lineage: Eukaryota; Viridiplantae; Streptophyta; Magnoliopsida; Asparagales; Asparagaceae
Exons: 4
Coding region: 1-2616 (871 amino acids)
Source: RefSeq, a predicted model, not a curated record
AUGUCUCCCCGUCGGUCUCGUCUUUCCGGGAGUCACCCUUGCUCGCAGCAUGGCGUGGAGGAGGCUCCUACGACAUCAUCUCCAGUGACCUCUUGCUUUGGGGUUGAGUUUCCCGGGGGUAGUCUCCCUCAUCAUGCCCCUACCGGUUGUAGUAGGGAAGUGUUUUCUUCGGCUUCUGCCAGGCAGAUCAUCGAUCCCCUUCCGCAGUUCGACAGAGAUCGCUCAGACGAGUUCUGUCGCUUGAUAAAGGAUGGAGGGCGUCACUGUUUACGCCAACUUAUCACCGAUGCUCCUCUCACCGCAGACGCCACUUCUACUGAAGCUUUAAAGAAGCCGGGUUUUCUAUUCGGGGAUCGCACCGAAGAUCCUGCCGCGCUGACUCUUGCUGAGGAGCACUGGCUUACCCUUGACGAGGGAGCUCUUUUAUAUAUCCCCUCUAUUCCUCGCCAGUGCUCUUUUACUGACUUGGAGAAACAGGCUGUGGGGCGACAGAUGUCCUGGCCUCUUACCAAUGCUGUUACACACGUUCAGUGCGGAUACAUUUCUCAUCACAAGAGUCCCGGUUCUCUGGGGUAUCAAUCCAUUUGUGGCCUUCGACCCGGGAUCAUGGGUCUUGACACUGCACCUCCAGGCGAGGUAUCGGCGGCCGCUCUCACCGUGAGGAAUCGUUUAGCUCAUCUGGGAAGACAAUUACCUCGACUGGAUUACCGAUGUUAUGGUUGGGCUUCCUCACUGGCUAAGGGAUGGUGGACCCGUUUGACCAGUUAUGUUCUGGGACGCUGGGAGAGAGACUUGAAGGGUAGUGGAUUAUAUACGCCCAUACGGGCUACUAUGUAUGGACUUCCCGUUAGCUGCCGUCACUUCUUGGCAUUGCUCGAGACAUAUAUGCCUGAUAGUAAUACCUUCUUGACCAGUGGCGGAGAGCUAGGGUUGGCUCUUCAUGAGAUGCACCAGGUUUCCGGGCUUUCGAUGGGAGAUUGCCCGUAUCAGGAAUACUUCCCUUCUAACCAACAGUUGGAGUGUUUGAAGAAGGAUACUCCCGAUGUGUAUGACACUCUCUGGGACCUCACCUGUCAUUAUCACACCUGUUUGCUCCAGAGUUCUCCUCCAGCGAAGACGAAGAGGAAGAUCAGCUUGAAGCAGUUUGCUGUUUACCUGUUUCCUAACUUGGAGGAUGAUUCCGAGGAGUCCAUACAUGAGUUAGGCGUUUUGCCCCCUGCCGCUAUUAAUGAGCUGAUGGAGAAGAAUGAAACUCAUUCUUAUACCAUUGCUAGUGCCGAGGGGGCUUUUCCGGCCGGGACUAAGUUUCGAUCGUUCCUCUAUCAUGCCCAGAAGUCUAUCGAUCCUCGGUCUCUGUUAGCUGGCUACCUUGCUCUUUGGCUGAAGAAGUGUGUUGUUCCAUAUCAGUCUUCAGACGCUCUACCCCUCGAGGUGCUCUUCCCUGCGGUCCAGCUAGCUUAUGGGAGGGAGCUUUCUCUGCUUCCAGCGAUGGUUGCCAGCAUCCAUUGCGGGCUUAGGGGUGUAGUUCGUGUUCUUACCCAAGUGGGUUCUAAACCCUCGACUGAGCUUACCUGCCCGAAGGUUGAGCUGCCCUACGCUUAUUUGAUGGCGUGGUUCGUUCUUCACCGUCCGGACUUGAUGUCGGCGCCCAGCGCCGUUGAUGUUCCCGUUCCUUUCCUACAGCUGUUGGAGGAGAGUAGAUGGGUUGGGAAGAAAUUUGAAGAUGUACAAAAAGAACUUCGAGUUCGCAGGAACUGGGAGUUCUUCAAAUGCUUCCCUCGCUUUUCGGGACGUUAUGGCGAGGAGUUGACUGAUAUGGAGAAACCCCGAACUAACCGGACUGCUCUCGACGUCGGUUGUUUCCGCUGGUUGGUGAACAUCCGAGUCGGGUAUCUUGUUCUCCGGGUGAAGGACCGCUGCCACAUAGAGCCUUACCUUCCCUGCCGUUUCGCACGUCAGUUUGGCUAUGACCAACUAUACGUUGGGAAUCCGAGUCGUAGUUUGCGUGUUGAGGGAGGACUCGUUGACGGCGUACGGGCGUGGUUAUGGACCAUGGUUGGCUGCACCGGGGCUCAGUUUGCUCUUCCCUCCUAUAAACGCAAUCCAAUGAUUACCUUCCUCAGCUGUAAAUGGUUCCUCUCUGCCGAUGAAUCCAUAAGUGUGAGGAGUCUUUCGGAACUAGAAUCCGAUCACUUGGUUCAAUCUGCUAUGAUGGCUGCUCGCAGGGCUGAGCCUGCUCAGAGACAGAGGAAGAAGCCCACCGGAAUUCCCGAAGGGGAGUAUGCAGAUAUAGAUACCGACCAAGCAGAACUUGAUACAGGUGGGGUAGCUGACGACCAUGGGUCGCUCGCUUCCCGUCGUGCGAAAUCCAAGUUUGGUGGCCAAACUUCGCAUGACCGCCCCGUUGGUUCUAUGAGGGGUGAUCCUUCGAAAAGGAAAAAGAUUGCCCAUAAACCUCAUGUUGAUCAGCGCUCCCAUGGGGUAGAUUCAGGAGGCUUUGCCGACGGGGAGGAAGGGUUCUUCGAGGAGGGUGAGCUUCCGCCAGGUCCGGUAUUCUCUGGGGCUGACAACAUGGACUGCUUCAUGCAGCAGGUGUGCGACGCCCUUCGUGAGUGA